Messenger RNA from Penaeus chinensis, 1687 nucleotides. RefSeq lists its product as uncharacterized. NCBI's taxonomy places the organism in Eukaryota, Metazoa, Arthropoda, Malacostraca, Decapoda, Penaeidae. Bases 455 to 1147 code for a protein of 230 amino acids. The transcript has 8 exons. The record is from RefSeq and is a predicted model, not a curated record.
GAGGGUAUGAAGGCUGGUGUUGGGAUUUUGUCCUUGCUAAGAGUGCCUGGGAAAAACAAGUGUCUUGAGAGACGGUGGCCUCCUACGAUCUUAUCAGUUGCCAUAGACCGUGCUGCUGGGAAACCACGAAUAUCCACGACAUACUUGGAAACGUAACCCUCAUCCUACAUUCGAGAGACAACAUGCAUAAACUUUUACCCUGAAAUUAAGGCAAAGGUCCAUAUCUACAUUCUGAACGUGUAUCUGAUGACUUCGGGCAUAUGUUUGUGUGCAAGAGGUCCCCUAGUAUAUUCCUUAUCAGUGUCACGACAAAUUUGAGAGUCCGCAAGUCUGUUCUUCUGAUAAGCUGAUAAACCCUCUAGCUUGUCGAUGCACACUGACCCAUAUGGCAUAGGCGCGACCACCUCUUCGGCAAUAGGACACACUGUGAGAGGAACCAGGAAGAACUGCAAUCAUGUGCUGUAUUCCUUGCUGCUGCUGCAAAUGUUGCUGCGACCCUCAUAAGCUCACCUACAUAUCUGCGAUCAUCACAGGCGUGGAGGCGGGCGUGUUCGCUAUCCUGAACAUCGUCCUCCUGAGCAUGCACUCAUGCACGACGGAGCCUCCUGAGAAGCUGGGCGGAGGACUCGACAAGUUCUGGGACUGGUACUUCUACGACGAGCAGGAAUGCCAACUCCACCACGACAACUACACAGCUCCGUCCUGGAUCAACGAAACCCAGUACCCUCUUGACUCGAGGCCGAGGACGACCGUAGAGGAGAAUGUCAAGUACCAGAUCACGUACCUAAUCCUUCACUCGGCAUGGCUGUUGUCUUGUCUUCUGCUAAUCUACGGUAAUGCGAGGAAGCUGUGGGGAUACUACUUGCCUUGGAUCCUCAUCACCCUCGCUCUCCUCAUCAUGGACGUCGUGGUCGCCUCUUUCUUCAUGCACGAUCUCUCGCAAAUUCCGUUCGGGUUCAAGAGCAGCAGCGCCAUGAUCUGGGCCUUCAGCAUGUACCUCCGCGGCUACGUCAUCUGGCUCAUCAACCUGGUGGAGUUUGGCACAGGGCUGAAUGCUUUCUCCAAGACGUAUCGUAAACGCACGAAAGAGGCCAGGAAGAUGAAGAAAGCGAGGAGCGACAUGGUGAUCAUCAUUAACAGGAACUGAGAUGCUUACAAGGAAAACGGAAGGAUGGCUGCGUCUUAUUGUGCAAUAAAGGAUCGCUGUUUCUCUGCUUGCAUGUCUGUCUGCGUCCCUCUCUCUGUCUAUGCUUAUGUAUCUGUCAGUCUGUCUAACGCACGCAAGCACACACACACACACACACACACACACACACACACACACACACACACACACACACACACACACACACACACACACACACACACACACACACACACACAAGCAAACGAAUGCAAAUACAUAGAGAAUACCCACAUAUAUGUAUACCAUAUUAUGCUUUGAUGUGUAUAAAUAUGUUUUUGAGUUCUAUACAAAAGGAACUUCCAUAUGAAGCCCCGAAUAUUGGUGGAUUAUUAUCAGUUCUAAGAUAACUCUUAUCAAAGGCAGUAACUAGUAUGAUUAUACCGAGAGUUCAUGUAGGUCUUAGAUAACAUGACAUAAGAUGAUGGUUGGUGAAGUGUAUUUACAAUCCUAUUGGUGGCGAGUUUUUGUAUCACAAAGUAAAUAAAGCAAUUAAAUGAUAAA